AUGACAAGUGGCCAAAGUGGGCAUGAUCAUUCGUUUACAAUACGUCAAGAAAUUCAACGUUUCGAAAGUGUUCAUCCGUCUAUUUAUGCUAUUUACGAUUUAAUUGAUCUUAUUUCUGACACACAAAUUGCCAAGCAGAUAAGAGAACAUGUUGUAGCUAUUGAAGAUUCUUUUGUCAAUAGUCAUGAAUGGACACUGGCUAGAGAUGUACCAGAGCUACAUCUGGGAAUUAUUGGAUCAUGUGAUUCAGGUAAAUCGGCACUGGUACAUCGCUAUUUGACAGGAUCAUUUAUGCAUGAGGAAUCCCCAGAAGGCGGUAGAUUUAAAAAAGAAAUUUUUAUUAAUGAUCAAAGUUAUUUAUUAUUGAUUAGAGAUGAAGGCGGUGUCCCUGAAUCACAGUUCUCGUCAUGGAUCGAUGCUGUUUUAUUGGUGUUUAGUUUAGAAAGCGAAGAGAGUUUUUCGAUUCUUUGUAAUUAUUAUAAUAAAAUGUGUUCAUUUCGUAAUAUGACAGAUGUACCAAAAAUUUUAGUCGGAGUACAAGAUUCGAUCAACGAUACAAAUCCCCGUGUGAUUAAGGACGUGAGGCCACGUAAGUUAGCAUGUGAGUUACGGUGUCCUUAUUACGAAACCUGUGCCAUUUAUGGAUUAAACGUAGAGCGUGUAUUUCAAGAUGUUUGUCAGAAAAUAAUAGUUAAAAUGUCUGAUAAAUCUCAGUUGUCGCAGCGAUGUAAUGGUAGCCAGAGUUCUAGUGAUAAUUUACAACAACAAGAACCAAGAUACUCAAUACCUGUGAUUACUAAAACCGUAAUACCGUCAGCUAAAGAUUCAGAUACGAGCAGUCCCUCGAAAAUUAGUGUUACGACAGAUAAAGCCGAAGAAUUUAUACGACCGAGCCAAGAUAAUGUGACGCAGUGCGAUCCAGUUAUAACGAAUGAUACUAGUUUUCAGUAUAUACAGACCCCUCACCCGGAGUUCCGUAGCUCUAUUUUAACGCCGACGACAAUCAGAAAGUUUCGUAGGAAAUCAAAUAUUUUUACGCCGUCUAAGAAAGAAAAGUACAACAUGGAGGAGAUGGGAGUUGGCAGAGAGAUACCCGUCAAGCAGGGAUACCUUUUUAAGCGCAGCAGCAAGUCCUUGAAGGAGCGUAAAAAAAAGUAUGUGACUCUACUGGAAGACGGGAGACUGACUUACCACCCAAGUCUUCAUGACUACAUGAAUGACAUCAACGGCAAAGUAAUUCUUCUCCAGUAUGUCACAGUUAAAGUACCUGGUAAAACACCAAAAGGCUCAAAAGCAACCGCCACUCAAGAUGACAGCUUCGAGUUCGCAAUAAUAUCACUGGAGAACAAGACAUGGAACUUCGAAGCGAGCAACGCCGAGGACCGCGACAGCUGGAUCACUGCUAUCGAACUCCAGAUAUUAUCAAGCUUGCAGAACAGCGACGCUGAUAAGAAAAACGAAACCGAAGCCUUCAAAAUGCACUGCAUAAAAAAUAAAGUGUCUGGUAAUGAUGCAUGCGCUGACUGCAGUGCCCCGAAUCCCGACUGGGCGAGUCUCAAUCUCGGAAUUUUGGUUUGCAUCGAGUGCUCAGGUAUACACAGGAAUUUAGGCUCACAUAUAUCGAAAAUACGUUCGCUAGAUCUUGACGACUGGUCUGCUGGACAGUUGAGUGUCAUGCUAGCACUAGGUAACGAUAUUGCCAACGGAGUUUGGGAGUAUUGUCUCAACAGCAAGUUGAAGCCCAACUCAGAUUCUCCUCGUGAAGCUAAAGAGCAGUGGAUUCGUUGGAAGUAUGAAGACAAGGCUUUUUUACCACCUGCUAAUCCAAAUAUUUCAAUUGGAAAAUUGCUCAUCGAUUCUGUUUGCCGAGGUGAUAUGAGGGCUUUCACUCUCUGCUUGGCAAGAUGUACAUACGAAGAUAUAAAUAUGUCAGUCAGUAAUGAAGAUUUGAGAACGCCUUUACAUCUAGCUUGCGCUACGGGAAACUUGGCCAUGGCUCAAUUAUUAAUAUGGCACAAGGCGAAUCCCCAAAAUCUUGAUCACGAAGGCCGUACCUGUAUGUCGUACGUCAGAGCAUUAGAGAGAACCCUCGACAACACGUCGGAUUCAAUUGAAAUGCAGAAACUUUUAGAAGUAUUAGAGCAGGCAAGUAUAUCUAGUAUGGACGACACUGAAACGACCCAGUAUUAAGACACACACUUGUUUGUUUAGUUUAGUGACUGAUAACAAACUUAAUAUAUUUGUUUAUUAAGUCGUUUAUCUUUUACCGUUGGUACUUAUUUUAUUUUUAUAAUUUUAUUCCACCGACUUGUUUUAUUGAAGAUAAAAAAAUGUUUUUAGCUCAUAUAAUAUAUAUAAGUAUUUGUAGAUUUUAUUAACUGAAAUUUUAUUGUAACUAAAUGAAUUUUAAUUUUC
Microplitis mediator is the source of this 2415-nucleotide messenger RNA. It is a transcript of the gene CenG1A, whose product is annotated as centaurin-gamma-1A. Gene Ontology annotation, cellular component: nucleus. The record is from RefSeq and is a predicted model, not a curated record. Gene Ontology annotation, molecular function: GTPase activator activity; GTPase activity; protein binding. NCBI's taxonomy places the organism in Eukaryota, Metazoa, Arthropoda, Insecta, Hymenoptera, Braconidae. The coding region runs from base 1 to 2190 and encodes 729 amino acids. The transcript is spliced from 6 exons.